AUGCCCGGAAAAACACCCAGCCGCAACGGCAAGGAGCCCAUCGAGACCCGCAAGAACCAAGACGUUGACAUGACCGAUGAGAAGGCGUCACUGAAGGGCAAGGGCAAGGGCAAGAAGGUUGCCAAGGAGGGCGAAGACAUGACAGUCGUCGUGCCCCCGUCGAAAAACAGCAAACAGUCAUCUGCACCCCCGCCCGCCGAUGCUGAUGGCGAUGUUGACAUGGACGACACGGACAAAGCCGAUGACCUUGAGGUCAAGGUAGACCCAGUCACUCAGGCCAUCGCAGAUAUCAAGAGCAAUUUCGCUCUGCUCGACCGCGCUGUGAUCUUGUUUGAUGCCAGAUUCACACUGAGAGCUCUGCGGUCCAUCUCAUCCCUGCGCAAGCGUCUUACCCCCGACAUUCUCGCACAAGCCAUCGCCGAGUCCUUCUCGGCGGCAUCGUCGUCAACAAACGUCGCCAAGGCCCUGUUGGCCGCUAUCGGCAAGCAGAAUGUACAGCUUGGCCGUCAACCCGGAGCCGAGAUAGAGAUCGACAGCGAGACAAAGGCGUCGGCAAAGAACGGCAGCAGCAAGAAGGACAAGGAGCCUCUCCCCGAGGUUGAUAUCUUCCUGGGCAUCCUCGUCCAGGUUUAUCUGUUUGACCACAAGGAGUACCAGCAGGGCGUCAGGUUCUCCGAGUACCUCUCAGACCGUGUCCAGUCCCUCAACCGGAGAACUCUCGACUCCCUCUCUGCUAAGGUCUACUUCUACUACUCCUUGUUUGCAGAACAGCUCGCCCCUGCGCCACCAUCCCCUCAGUCGCCUGUCGUCUUGCUUCGACCUACAUUGCUCGCGGCCCUCCGAACGGCCGUCCUGCGAAAAGACGUCGAUGUUCAAGCCACUGUCAUUGUGCUUCUGCUACGCAAUUACCUCUUGACGUCGCAUAUUUCGCAAGCCGACCUCCUCGUAUCUCAUACACAGUUCCCCGAGAACGCCGCCAACAACCAAGUAGCGCGCUUUUUUUACUACCUGGGUAGAAUCAGAGCUAUCCAGCUGCGAUACACCGAGGCGCACGAGCACCUGACCGCUGCCACUCGUAAGGCGCCUGCCAGCUCAUGUGCCCUGGGUUUCUCUCAAACCGCCACCAAGCUACUCUUGGUGGUCGAGUUGUUGAUGGGCGACAUCCCCGAGAGGGCCACAUUCCGUGCCGCCAACAUGGAGCAGUCUCUGCACCCAUACUUCCUUCUUGUUCAAGCUGUCCGGGUGGGUAACCUGGAGGACUUUGAGACAACUAUUGCCGAUCAUGCCGAGACCUUCCGCCGCGAAGGUACUUACACUCUCAUCCUGCGCUUACGCCAGAACGUCAUCAAGACCGGUAUUCGAAUGAUGAGCUUGAGCUACAGCCGUAUCUCGCUUCGCGAUAUUUGCAUCCGUCUCCAUCUGGGAAGCGAAGAAAGCGCAGAAUACAUUGUGGCAAAGGCAAUCAGGGAUGGCGUCAUCGAGGCAACCCUGGACCGCGAGAACGGCUUCAUGAAGAGCAAGGAAGUUGGCGAUGUUUACGCCACGAGGGAGCCAGGCGAGGCUUUCCACGAUCGUAUUCGUGCCUGUCUCGCGCUGCAUGACGAGAGCGUCAAGGCUAUGCGCUUUCCCAUGAACCAGCACCGUUUAGAACUCAAGAAUGCACAAGAAGCUCGAGAGCGUGAGCGGGAGAUGGCCAAGGAGAUACAAGAUGGCGACCUAGAUGAGGACGAUCUUGGUGGUGACUUUGAGGGAAUGUAA
Molecule: messenger RNA, 1758 nt
Organism: Truncatella angustata
Lineage: Eukaryota; Fungi; Ascomycota; Sordariomycetes; Amphisphaeriales; Sporocadaceae
Product: proteasome regulatory subunit C-terminal-domain-containing protein
Exons: 3
Coding region: 1-1758 (585 amino acids)
Biological process (GO): regulation of protein catabolic process; ubiquitin-dependent protein catabolic process
Cellular component (GO): proteasome complex; proteasome regulatory particle, lid subcomplex
Molecular function (GO): enzyme regulator activity
Source: RefSeq, a predicted model, not a curated record